AUCUUCAACAUAGGUGGGCCAGGAGGGUCUGGGACGGGUGCUCUAGUGCAAGAAGGGAACACCAUUCAAAAUCAAUUAGGGGCCUCAUGGGAUGUGGUUAGCUGGGAUCCUCGAGGAGUACUCAAGUCAGGUCCAAAUAUCACCCUAUUCUCCACCGACCGCGAGUACGCUGAUUUUUGGGAGCAAUUCCAAGGACCAAAUCAGCUCGAAGCGCGUGGAAACCUUACAACUUCAUCCGAUGUAGCUUUCUUUGACCCAAUCAUUAGACGCAAUGAUGGUCCAGAAGAAUGUUUAGGUACUUGUGCGGUCACAAGAGACCUUGUCGCUCUGGUAGAUGCAAUCUAUGGAAAUGGAGCGGAUGCCGCUGUGUUUCACAUACUUAUCCCCUCAAUAGAACAGUCAUUGCCACGUGUACUGGAACCAUAUUCUUACUCCAAUAAAGUUCCCAUAGACUGGCUAGAAACGGAUACGGAAUCUGCGGAGCAAGCGUUCGUCAAAUGGACAGAGCUCUGUGUCGCUAAUCCUGACAAAUGUACUAUGGCUGCCAAGGGAAACAACACGGCAGAAGGAGUUCGAAACCUGGUAGAGCAUGUCUUGGAUGUCGCAUAUCAGAACUAUGAUGGUACAAAAUGGAAUCCUGUACUGGAUAUUCGCAAUACAACGAUCAGCUCGAACCCAAGGAGAUGGACGUUUGCCUCCAUCGCUUCCCAGCUUUACGCCGGUCUAUACCAGCCAAUUUUUGGUAGCGUAAUCAAUGGCGCCAUUGAAGGAGUCAUAAGUGACCAAUCGAAUAUCAACGGCACUACCACUCCCUCACUCAAACGUGAUACCAAAUCUGUAACCCCUCUCAAGAGAACGCUCCCCUAUCCCCAUCUUUUCCCUUUCGCAAACAUCUUCCCAGCGAACUCGCUGAGCAUG
Messenger RNA from Acaulospora colombiana, 918 nucleotides. Lineage: Eukaryota; Fungi; Glomeromycota; Glomeromycetes; Diversisporales; Acaulosporaceae. The record is from the annotation of a GenBank genome assembly.